Pelecanus crispus (Dalmatian pelican) is the source of this 845-nucleotide messenger RNA. It is a transcript of the gene HDHD2, whose product is annotated as haloacid dehalogenase like hydrolase domain containing 2. The record is from RefSeq and is a predicted model, not a curated record. Gene Ontology annotation, molecular function: phosphatase activity. Gene Ontology annotation, biological process: dephosphorylation. Gene Ontology annotation, cellular component: cytoplasm. Lineage: Eukaryota; Metazoa; Chordata; Aves; Pelecaniformes; Pelecanidae.
AUGGCAGCUCGGCGCGCGCUGAAAGCUGUCUUGGUGGAUCUCAGCGGCACGCUUCACAUUGAAGACUCAGCUGUGCCAGGCGCGCAGGAAGCUCUUAAAAGGCUGCGCAGCGCUCCGGUUACCAUUCGAUUCGUGACGAACACAACGAAGGAGUGCAAGAGAGACCUGCUGGAGAGGCUGACGAAACUGGGGUUUGACAUUGCAGAAAAUGAGAUCUUCACGUCUCUGACAGCAGCCAGAAAUCUUCUGGAGCAAAGGCAGGUGCGGCCUCUCCUCUUGGUGGACGAUAAGGCCCUGCCUGAUUUCACAGGGAUAGCCACUGAUGACCCCAAUGCAGUGGUGGUAGGACUGGCUCCUGAGCGCUUUCACUAUGAGAUGAUGAACAGAGCGUUUCGGUUGAUUUUGGAUGGGGCUCCUCUUAUAGCUAUACAUAAAGCCAGAUAUUUCAAGAAAAAAGACGGCUUGGCUCUGGGACCCGGACCUUUUGUAGCUGGGCUGGAAUACGCGACGGACACCAAAGCCACAGUGGUGGGGAAGCCCGAGAGAACCUUCUUCCUAGAAGCUUUGCGAGGGACCGACUGUGCCCCGGAGGAGGCCGUCAUGAUUGGUGAUGACUGCAGGGACGAUGUCGGUGGUGCCCAGAACGCGGGCAUGCGUGGGAUUUUGGUAAGGACCGGUAAAUAUCGACCGGCAGAUGAAGACAAAAUCAAUCCGGCUCCUUACUUAACCUGUGAGAAUUUCCCAGAGGCAGUGGAACAUAUCCUAGAGCAUUUGCUAUGAGAAAGGGAAUAGUUAGUUUGAAGAGCCAUCAGUUCCACGUCAUUUCCUUUACUCUUGCUUCAAAA